Molecule: messenger RNA, 3322 nt
Organism: Fundulus heteroclitus (mummichog)
Lineage: Eukaryota; Metazoa; Chordata; Actinopteri; Cyprinodontiformes; Fundulidae
Product: terminal nucleotidyltransferase 4A
Exons: 12
Coding region: 248-2653 (801 amino acids)
Biological process (GO): RNA 3'-end processing
Cellular component (GO): nucleolus; TRAMP complex
Molecular function (GO): poly(A) RNA polymerase activity; mRNA binding
Source: RefSeq, a predicted model, not a curated record
CAGAUGAGAGCUGUUGGUGAACCGUGGUUGCGCCAUAUUGGCUGCCUUUAAGGGGAGAGGAGUUUCGCCGAGCCGCUUGACGAACCAAACCAGCCUCCAGAAAUGAAGCUCUCCAUAGAAACCUUGUGAGUCGCCACCGCGUGGUUUUUUCGUGUCCCGGUGGGUGAAAGUGUCAAAUUGCAAAGUUGCUCGCACCGCUCGUUCGCCUCUGCGGUGGGAAUCAGAUCCUCGGCAAACUCGCGUCCCAAUGGAUCCCCGGACCGUUUGGAUGCAACCGGAGCAGAAGGGACUGGCCGGUUCCCCGUGGACGCAGAUGUGGGAGACCUCGCGCGCGUUCGGAGCCAACCCCGGCCUGGACAACCAGCCUCACCACCAGCGCAACUUUGCGGUGCAGAAUGCCAACUUGGACUCUUACGGCGAGAGGCGUGCGGCGCCGACACCCGGGACCGUGUUUGGGAAACAGCCGCGGGCGGACGGCGGCGGCGGCGUUGCUGCGACGGGAAGUGUCCGGAGGAAGGGCUCGCUGUCGCCGUCCUCUUCCUCGCUGGACUCGGAGGCCGACAGCUCCUCUCCCCACGGCUCCGCGCUUCAGAUUGACAGCCUGAGCGCGGCGGACGAGGCCGAGCAGCUCUCGCACUACGGCGAGCGGAAGGUGAACGAGAACAGCCUCAGACAGCCCCCUCACGCGCUCCAGCAACACUGUCGCAGCAUGCAACAGCCCGGCGGCCACACCCCCACCGGCAUGAAAAACCUGCAAGGGAGCAAGCAGCACCACUAUCAAUCACACCAGACCGGCCGCAGGAGGCAGCUGAACCGGGCCAACACUUUCCACGGCUUCAACCCGCUCCUCCACUGCGGCUUCAAUGGCCACUCCGUGGACUCUUCCUACAGCCUGUGGAAAACCAGGCGCUACAGCCCGGGCGUUAAUGGUUUACAUGAGGAAAUAAUGGAUUUCUUCAGCUUCAUGUCACCAAGACCUGAGGAGGAGGCCAUGAGAAGGGAUGUGGUGAACAGAAUAGAAAGUGUCAUCAAGGAAUUGUGGCCCACAGCCCGGGUGGAAAUCUUCGGCAGCUUCAGCACAGGGCUAUAUCUUCCUACAAGUGACAUUGAUCUUGUGGUGUCUGGGAAGUGGGACCAUCCACCACUGCAGGAUCUCGAGCAAGCCCUGAAAAAACACAACGUGGCCGGCAAUUAUCCCAUCAAAGUCCUUGACAAAGCUACGGUUCCAAUUAUUAAACUCACUGAUCAUGAGACCAAGGUGAAAGUGGACAUCAGCUUUAAUGUGGAGUAUGCAGUGAAAGCAGCACAGUUCAUCAAAAGCUACCUUAAGAAAUACACCGUUCUUCCGCCCCUGAUCUUCGUUCUGAAGCAGUUUCUUUUGCAGAGGGAUCUAAAUGAAGUCUUUACUGGAGGCAUCAGCUCAUAUAGCCUUAUACUAAUGGCUAUCAGCUUCUUGCAGUUACACCCUCGAAUUGACACGCGGCGCACCAACAUUAACCUGGGCAUCCUGCUGAUUGAGUUCUUUGGGCUCUACGGUCGGGAAUUCAACUACAUGAAAACGGGCAUCCGAGUGAGGAGCGAGGGAGCUUACCUCUCCAAGGAAGAUAUGCUGAAGGCCAUGGGCCAUGGCAACCGGCCAUCCAUGCUCUGCAUAGAAGAUCCUGUACAGCCAGGGAACGACGUGGGCAGGAGUUCCUACGGAGUCCUGCAAGUCAAGCAGGUCUUUGAUUUCGCUUAUAUGGUUUUGAGCCACGGCGUAUCUCAUCUGUGCGCAUAUCCCAACAAAGACUACGACAGCACUUUAGGUCGAAUCGUGAAAGUCACCCCAGAGGUGCUGGCCUACAGGGAAUGGGUAAUCAACAAGUGGAGAGCCAAGCAGUGCGCCACGCUGGAAAACAACGAUGUGGAGAGCUGUGAGCAGGAGCUCGGCAGAAUGAUGCUGAUCGAGGAUCAAAGGGAUUCCCCCUCUCCCUCCAGCUCAGACUCUCCUUCACAUUCUCCAGUGUUUCCUCCCAGCCCUCAGCACCAUUCAUCGUCUUCCUCAGCAUGCUCACUUUCUUCUUCCUCCUCCUCCGGAAGCGACAUUGAGUCUGACUCUCCAAAAAGCAGCCACGGUUCUAUCCAGCUCCACCCUCUCACCUUGGCUUCGAUCCAUUCGGUGAUCCAGAUGGCUGCUGACCUCGGGGCCACACAUCCGGCGAGCUUCAUCCACACAACGCAUCAGAUCUCUCUCCCAGAAAGCCUCACCAUCCCUCCUUCCGACUGCCAGUUCUACCACGAGAACCCUCCCGCCCUCGGCAUCGUGCACCGUCACACCACCCAAGCCACGCAAUUCCCCCAGCAGACUAAGCCCACAAGCCCUCUCCUCGCCCACCUCCACCACUCUCAGGUAGGAGGGCUGCUGCGCCACCCCUACGCCCAGAGGUCCUACUCCCAAGGCUCCCUGGAGCCGCACAACUUUGGCUCCAAGCACAACCAGGCCGGCGGCUACCAGUGCCAUAAUCCCCCUCCGGGCAACUUCGGUCUGCAGCACAGGCUGGUUCACCCGGCCCACAACACGGGGUCAUGUUUCAGAAACCAGCACCAGUACAACCGCAACACGUGGCGACGCAGGAAGAAGGACGUGGGUCCAGCUCUGAAUCAGAGCCAAUGAAAGAAGCCAGUGGUAGCACACAUUCUGUUGCUGGAGGGGUCUUUUUUUUUUUUUUUAAAGCGCAUCUGCACUUGUUCUACAAUUCACGAGUUGCUAGAAAGUGCUUCCCAUUGCUUGCUAGGACCAUGCAAAGAACUCCGAAGGUCUUACCCGUGCUCAUGUUGUUCCAUCAGUCUGAGGUCAGCGCUCCUCCCACCAGCAUAAACGCAGCUGCUGAAUUGGUGACCACCAGACCGGGCUCGCCUCAGCGCCGCCCUCUCCAGACUACAGUGCUUUUUAAGUAGGUAGUAUCCAUGCAACUUGAACAUCAUGUGCCAUAGUACUGUUGUGGUUCAUCAAGCCUGACACUUCUUGAACUUUUUUGAUUCUCAAGGAGCCUCUUCUUUUUUUUUUUUUUUAUCAUUAGGCUUCUGUCUUCUGAAUGUGUUUCCCCUCUUUAGCUCCAAUUCUUAAGAGCUCUUGAAAGCUCGGCGUAUCUUCUACAAACUGCACUCUGGACUAAAGCGAAGCACUACGAUUUCCUUCUACCUAUGCAGCGCAACGCUGACAAUGUUUUUGAUGUGACGGCACAAAACGGAUAUUGUCUCGAGUGCUUACACUGUGAGGACUGGUCUGAAUGUACUCUUUUUGUCUGUGUGUUUGAGAGUUGGUCAUAAACUUACAUAUUUU